Messenger RNA from Anolis carolinensis (green anole), 3036 nucleotides. RefSeq names its product thyroid transcription factor 1-associated protein 26. Gene Ontology annotation, cellular component: nucleus. The transcript has 5 exons. The coding region runs from base 333 to 836 and encodes 167 amino acids. The record is from RefSeq and is a predicted model, not a curated record. Lineage: Eukaryota; Metazoa; Chordata; Lepidosauria; Squamata; Anolidae.
AAAGGCCUCGCGGGGAAGGAGGUGUCGGGGAGGGAAGGAAGGCCAGGCCUCGCUCGGGGUGAAGAAAAAGAAGGGCUCCAUGGCGGCGCUGGCAGGCCCAGCCCUCUCCUCACGCCGCCUGCCUCCCCCAUCGCCUUAUUCUGUCUCUUCAAUCCGGAAUGGCCCUCACGGAGCGAGAGAGAAAGAGACAGGGAGAGGCCUCUGUUUUCAGGGUUGUUGUAUGUCUUUCGGGCUGUGUGGCCAUGUUCCAGAAGCAUUCUCUCCUGACGUUUCGCCCACAUCUAUGGCAGGCAUCCUCAGAGGUUGUGAGGAACGAGCUUGAAGUAUAAUGCAUGAAGGUUAGUGACAUCAUGACAACUAUUCGACAGAGAAAGGGAACAAAAUCUACAGAAGUUGCAGAAGAAUGUCUAUCACAAGAGAAGAACUGGAAACUUAAUGGGAAAGUUGUGCCUGGUAAAGGCUUUGCUUAUUGGAGAAAACAAAAGAUCCGACAUGAUUAUAAGAAAUUACUAAAAAAGGAAAGCAAUGUAAAUUCCAAGAAGAUUGAGUACACAGAAGAUUACCCAGAACACUUGAAGCAUCUUUAUUUAGCCGAAGAAGAAAUGCUUAAGAAACAACAGAAACCUAGAAAAAUUAGUGAAGGUAUACAGGAAGGAAAGGACUCUAUAACACCAAAAUUCAGUAGAGUUGGGAGACAAUUAAAAAUAAAAACAGCAAACCAGAAAGCAAAAGAAGAUUAUGAGAAGAUAAAGGCAGAGCGAGAUCGGAAAAAAGAGGCAGUCCCUUUUAGAAGAAGGUCUAGAACAAAAGGGAGAAAUGCAUCAAGAGGAAAGUGAGUCAAGCCAACCCUGACUGGGACCACCUUCCACCCGGAAAUCAAUGUCCUCACUGUGGAAGAACAUGCAGAUCAAGAAUAGGUCUCUGCAGUCACCUACAGACCCACCAUCAAGACACGACAUUUGGAUGACAAUCAUACUCGGGCACAAGCGAUCACUGAUGAUGAUGACUCCCUGGCAGUGACAGCUGUUCAACAAUGAAAUAUGCUGCCUCAGAUUAUGGUGAAGUCUCUUUCUCUGGAUGUUUUUAAACAGACUGGAUGAGUCAUCUGCUGGGUGUAUUUGAUUGUGUAUCAUCCAUGCUGAGAGGUUGGAGUGGAUGCCUCUUGCAGUUUCUUUCAACUUUAUAAUUCUAUACUUCUAUUUUUAUUAUUCUGUGACAUUGUGAGGAAACAGAAAAUUCAAUGUAACUGUGAUUAAUUUUUCUAGUACCAUCCAUAACUUGAAGCAAUGAUGCCACUUGCUAGUAAAGGCUGGUGAAUUCUAUAUCAUUGGAAUUGUGAAUCUACACCAGAUUUUAAUCUAAAUUAUAAAGGUGCUGGGACUAUUUUAAGGACUGGAUCCCACAUGUUGUACAAAUCCCUUAAAGGGAACAGAUGGACUACCCCACUGAUGUGGCUGCCACUGUUUCCUUUUCAAGAAAAAAAAUCUAGAUAUUCUUCUAAACUGUUUUGUAAAAUCAGUUCAAUGCCAGCCCCUUUGAACUGUUUGCCAGUUUAAUCUUCAUGUGUUUUUCAUGAAUCCAUUUUUUCCUUCUCACAUUCCUUUCCCUCUCCCCAACUCUGAUGAAUCUAUAAAAAUCAGCUUUAUAUGAGAAGCAAAGCAAAGAAUCUGCCAAGAGAUGUAGGAACAAUGCAGAUUCACUUAAGUGAAAUGAACUGUUCAAUGAACAUGCAGUACAAAUUGGUUCAGUACCAUUACUUACACUAUUAGUUUAAAAGCUAUAUCUGGCUGAGCACGUAGUACCGAUGACAGUUUCUCCAUUUCACAUCUGUGCAGAACUGAAUGCUUUGUCUUAUUGCAUUUACAUUUGAAAAGAGAUUGCGGUAUGGUCUCCUUUUCCAUGGAUUUGAUAUCGACUGUUUCUUUCACCUAUGCUACAAAAAAUCUUUACAGAUGCCUCUCUUGGUCCUUAAAUGUCAUUCUAUGGCAUGAUUCCAGACCAAGCAUAAUCAUAGCUUUUGCUAUUAUCCAUGGUAUAAGUUAUCACCUGUGAAAAUGGAGGUCAUAUGUGUUUCAUCCAUUAAAAAAGACUAUGUUCUUACAUUGAGAUUUCAUACCAUAUAUCUCUGCAGGCAGAGUUACACAUUGAUCCUUCAGGUAUCUCUUCUGUUGAAUGUUGUGUAACUGAAUGCAAACUUGAAUGCACAAACAUGUCACCACAUCUGUAAGUCCACUGCCACACACUUAAAAAGAAUAUACAAAUUCUGCAUUGAGUAAAAAUGUUCAGCCACUUCCAUAGCGAGACUUGAGCAUGUGUCAUGACUCUCUCCUCCUGUACUUCCGUUCUAUAUUUUUUCAAAGCAAUACUGCAAUUAUAAGUAUGAUUCAUAUUUUAAACAACUAAAAAAUUACUGUCUCAAGAAUAGCAAGGAGUAGAAGAAGAGGGUACAGGAGGUGAAUCCCAGCCCUUGAAUAUCUCUUGACUACUUAGAAAAUAGCACAGAAGAAUUGCCUCCUGUACCAAGUAGGUGAUGGGAACAUGGUGUGAUUGGCAGCUAUUGACAUGACUUGUCCUUCAGAAACAGGAGAUUGGUUUAUCAUGGGAAGGAGAUAAACCAUCAGAUAGGUACAGUAUUCUGUGAUAGAAUUGUCACCAAAAGCACUGGUUCUGCUUCAAUGCUGGGUUGCCUUCUUCCUGAGAUAAAGUCCUCAGGUAUGAAACUCUAUACAGCCACAAAACCCACUAGGUCACACUAAAGCACCCAUUUUUUAUCUAGGCUAACACUAUUGUAUCCACCGAAGCCAGGACAUUAAGCCCAUUAUAGACUGCCACACUGUAUUCCUUUCUGAUCGCGUCCUUCUUAGGGGUGGAUCAAUAAAUGGACAUAUUCAAAAUAUUCUAAUGACGUUUAUUUAAGUUUCUCACCACAACAAAGACCACUCAGUGAUCACGUUGGAGGGAAUCCUGGAGCAAUCAGAGGCUAGCGCAGGAAUCUUGAAUAGCUGUCAAAUGUAAUAAAUAUGCUAUGUAUUUGCA